CCGAGCAAUGACACAGAAUAUUUAGAAUUUUCUGAUUCCUAAAUAAUGAAAACUAAUCGCAUUAAAUAUUUUCUCAGAAGAAUUUAAUAACAAUUCUCAAGCCUAAAACAUCGAUAUUCACGUCAGCUUUAUCCCACCCCUAUUCUUUGAUCGCGCAUAAUUAUCUUCGUCUUUGGUCGUGUAUUACUGAUCCGAUCAUAAUUCCAAUCUGCUCUAUCGUUCUGUUCUAAAAAAUGCUAAAGAAAAUUCUACAGAAGUUCGAAAACCCGAAAAGGCCUUUACUAGGACCUAAUGUCAAAGCAUUACGAUUUUGGGGCCUUUUACUCCCAAAAAAUGUCUUCAAAAAAUACUUCUACAUCUCCAUGCAUAUAUUGGUGACAGUCUUCACAGCAACGGAAUACAUUGACGUAUGGUUCGUUAAAUCCGACAUGAACUUACUUCUAAACAACCUGAAAAUCACGAUGCUGGCAACAGUCAGCGUCGUCAAAGUCUCAACAUUUUUAUUCUGGCAAAAAUAUUGGAAAAGCAUCAUCGAUUACGUCACAAAGGCAGAUUUGUACCAACGGAGGACCACGGAUCCGAAAAAGCUGGGACUCAUAAACGAUUUUACGAAGUACUGCAGGAAGAUAACGUAUCUGUACUGGUCGUUAAUGUAUACGACUGUUAUCAUCGUGAUGGUGCAGCCUAUCUUCAAGUUUGUUGCGUCGGAGACCUAUAGGGAAAAUGUGAGGAAUGGGACGGAUACCUAUUUGCAGGUUGUUAGUUCCUGGGUGCCUUUCAAUAAGAACACUAUGAUUGGGUAUUUGGCUGCGUCUGUUUACCAAAGCUACGCGGCGAUUUACGGAGGUGGUUGGAUCACGUCCUUCGAUACCCAUGCUAUGGUGAUAAUGGUUUUCUUUAGAGCUGAAUUGGAAUUGUUGAGGAUUGAUUGUAGUGAAAUCUUUGGGAACGAAGCGAAUGAUAUUGAACAUGAAGUGGUCAUGAGUCGGCUGAAGGAUUGUCAUAGGAGGCAUGUUGAGUUGGUGAAGUAUUCUCGUCUAUUCGACUCUUGCCUAUCGCCUAUUAUGUUGCUGUAUAUGUUUGUUUGCUCCGUAAUGCUAUGUGUUACGGCCUAUCAGAUUACUAUUGAAACGAAUCCAAUGCAACGGUUUUUGACCACGGAGUAUCUAGUGUUUGGAGUCGCUCAGUUAUUUAUUUACUGUUGGCACAGUAAUGACGUAUUGUUUGCUAGCGGUGAUCUGUCUCAGGGUCCUUACGAGAGUAUCUGGUGGUCUAAGGAUGUGAAGUACCGGAAGGAUUUGUUCCUCCUAGUGGCGCAGUUCAAAAAGAUAGUAGUGUUCUCAGCCGGGCCUUUCACUAAGUUAACUGUGGCUACUUUUAUUAGUAUCCUGAAAGGCGCCUACAGUUAUUACACGCUCUUGAGCCAGUCACAAAUGAAAUAGGAAUCUGUUUCUAGAAUAUAUUUUUUCUCGUAGCUUUCAGAUUUUG
Trichoplusia ni (cabbage looper) is the source of this 1488-nucleotide messenger RNA. It is a transcript of the gene Or-56, whose product is annotated as odorant receptor Or2-like. Gene Ontology annotation, cellular component: plasma membrane. The record is from RefSeq and is a predicted model, not a curated record. Gene Ontology annotation, molecular function: olfactory receptor activity; odorant binding. Lineage: Eukaryota; Metazoa; Arthropoda; Insecta; Lepidoptera; Noctuidae. The transcript is spliced from 5 exons. The coding region runs from base 234 to 1442 and encodes 402 amino acids. Gene Ontology annotation, biological process: sensory perception of smell; detection of chemical stimulus involved in sensory perception of smell.